AUGAGUCUCUCCAACAAGCUCAGCAUCACAGAUUGCGAUUUGAAGGGAAAGAGAGUCCUCAUUCGUGUCGAUUUCAACGUCCCCCUCGAUGGCACCAAGGUGACCAACACGCAGAGAAUUGCCGGCGCAGUGCCAACAAUCAAAUAUGCCAUCGACAACGGUGCGAAGGCCGUAAUCCUCAUGUCGCAUCUGGGACGCCCAGACGGUAAGGUCAAUGCGAAAUUCUCCCUCAAGCCCAUUGUGCCUGAGCUGGAGAAGCUGCUGGGAGGAAAGAGUGUUGAGUUUGCUCCCGACUGUGUGGGCAAGGAGGUUGAGGAUAUCGUGAAUAAGGCUUCUGGUGGACAGGUUGUGCUGUUGGAGAACCUGCGGUUCCAUGCUGAGGAGGAGGGCAGCUCGAAGGGCCCCGAUGGGAAGAAGGUUAAGGCUGAUAAGGCGAAUGUUGAGGAGUUCAGAAAGGGCUUGACUGCAUUGGGAGACAUCUAUAUCAACGAUGCUUUCGGAACUGCACACCGAGCUCACAGCUCGAUGGUUGGCGUUGAUCUCCCUCAAAAGGCCUCUGGAUUCUUGAUGAAGAAAGAGCUCGAGUACUUUGCUAAGGCUCUUGAGGAACCUCAACGUCCUUUCUUGGCUAUUUUGGGUGGAGCUAAGGUUUCAGACAAGAUUCAGUUGAUUGACAACCUUCUCGGAAAGGUCAACAGCCUUAUCAUCUGCGGUGGCAUGGCAUUCACCUUCAAGAAGACACUGGAGAACGUCAAGAUUGGCAACAGUUUGUUCGACGAGGCCGGCAGCAAGACCGUAGGAGACCUUAUUGAGAAGGCCAAGAAGAACAAUGUUGAGAUUGUUCUGCCAGUUGAUUAUAUCACCGCAGACAACUUUGCCAAGGACGCAAAGACUGGCACUGCUACAGAUGAGGAGGGCAUUCCAGAUGGAUGGAUGGGUCUUGACUGCGGUCCCAAGAGUAUCGAACUCUACAAGAACGCUAUCAGCAAAGCCAAGACCAUCCUCUGGAACGGUCCCCCAGGAGUCUUUGAAUUCGAGGCCUUUGCCACUGGAACAAAAGCAACUCUUGAUGCAGCUGUCGACGCCGCACAAAACGGCAAGAUCGUCAUUAUCGGUGGUGGAGAUACCGCAACCGUUGCCGCUAAGUACAAGGUCGAGGAUAAGCUCAGUCACGUCUCGACCGGUGGUGGAGCAUCACUCGAGCUUCUGGAGGGCAAAGAACUUCCUGGUGUCACUGCUCUAUCGAGUAAGUAA
This is a messenger RNA of Lachnellula hyalina, 1254 nucleotides long. It is a transcript of the gene pgkA, whose product is annotated as Phosphoglycerate kinase. NCBI's taxonomy places the organism in Eukaryota, Fungi, Ascomycota, Leotiomycetes, Helotiales, Lachnaceae. The coding region runs from base 1 to 1254 and encodes 417 amino acids. The transcript is spliced from 3 exons. The record is from RefSeq and is a predicted model, not a curated record. Gene Ontology annotation, molecular function: phosphoglycerate kinase activity; ATP binding; ADP binding. Gene Ontology annotation, cellular component: cytosol. Gene Ontology annotation, biological process: glycolytic process; gluconeogenesis.